GCAACAGCCCACGCACGCCCCUCCCGCUCCUGGGAUUCCUUCACCCAGCACUUGAAGGACGUGGCUCUGAAGGGGAAGGAAACGAAUCUGGACGGCUCCUUCUCCCUGCAGGAGCUCCUGGGCUCGAUGGACCUAGCCCGCUAUUACCGCUACCCUGGCUCCCUCACCACCCCCAACUGUGACGAAGUCGUGGUCUGGACUGUCUUCCCCGACCCCAUCCUGGUGCCUCUUGAUGUGGUGGAUGCGUUCCCCUCCAUCCUCAACUCCACAAACUCAGAUGCUGGGCCCCGGUUGCAGAACAACUACCGGCCUUUGCAGAGCCUUGGGGAUCGCCAAGUGCAGGCCUCGGCAGCCCUC
Molecule: messenger RNA, 357 nt
Organism: Terrapene triunguis (Three-toed box turtle)
Lineage: Eukaryota; Metazoa; Chordata; Testudines; Emydidae
Product: carbonic anhydrase 15-like
Exons: 3
Cellular component (GO): plasma membrane
Molecular function (GO): carbonate dehydratase activity; zinc ion binding
Source: RefSeq, a predicted model, not a curated record